AUGGCAAAGCACACCACCUCCUGCGACACCUUCCUUCCCUCAAAGUGCAUUCCCGCUUCAGCCCGCAUGUCCCCAGCAGCGGCGCACCCAUCUCCGCCGGAGCCGAAGCGCAGAAAACUGUCACACUCAAUGCCAGACACGUCCGUGUCUACGUCGAAUAGCAGCAAACGCCGCGUGAACCCCGAGAGCCUCGCGACACGCCUUGGCCCGGAGCUCGUCAGGGAGCUCGACGCGCUGCUCCGCCCCGGGAUGUCGGAGAUGCCACCCUUCGCGGUGCGCCAGGCGAUACAGGCCAAGUUCGGCGCCAACAGGCGGCACAUCUACGACUGGUUCCACAGCAAGGGCCUCCGCGUGACCAAGGAGGAGAAUCGUAGGGUGCCCCAAGACAGCUGCCCGCGCGCGCCGAGGGCGAUCAGGCAGGGCCCGUUGGCCGACUUGGCGCGGUCUACACCGUCGACGCCCAACAGCUGGAGUGAUGACCCCACAGACAGCAACCGGUCUACUCCCAGCUUGCUUCUCACCCCUCCGAGCGGCGUACCCUGCGUAUUUGGUCAGGCAAAGCAACGAUGGUUCACCGGUAACUGCGACGACUCACUGUAUGAGUUCUCUUCCGACAAAUACGACAUGCGCGCUACUAUGGUUCCUGUCACUUCCCUAGACGGUGUUCCCUCAUCACCUUGCGUUGUCUCUGGCUCUUCUGAAGACGUCUCUGCUCAUGCCAAGCAGCUGUUCGAUCAGGUUGCCGAACUGCACAAACUUCAAGAGAUCCGCAAGUCUGCUUGUCUGUCUCCGGUGCUACAGAACGAGAAGCUCAGUUUCCUGCAGCCUCUGGCCGACGGCGGUUGUCUAUCUCAGCCUGAACGGGAAGCAUACUAUGAGUGUCUGUCUGGUGUCCUCGGCCCUGCGUGCGGCGUACAGGAGUCGGUAGGGACGUACAAAGCUUUCAUGACGAGACAAGAGCAGAUCUAUUACGAACGGCUCCUCCCUGGACAUAGUGUCUUCCCAUUAACGCAACCGCAAUGGGUAAAUGGCAAUAACUUCAUGUCUACUAGUGCUCCUCGUGCAAGUCGAUCCUUGGCUAGUGCUACCCUGGCUCGAGAGAGCCCUCUCGUUCCUCAGCUCAACUCUGACAACGUAGGUUGUCCUCCUGCGUCCCUGUUUGUGACGGACAGCGGAAGCACGGACUUCAGCAAAUGGGUCCUUCACGGUGGGCGUUCCCACCCUACGAGCGCCGUAUCCUCUCCUACGCACACGCCGACGCUGGCGUACAAUAUCAGCACGGAAUCUGACAUCUCGAGCUUUUGGGCCUCCGGAGCAGGUGACGUGCCAGAACUUGAUACUGCGCUCGACAUCGCGGACAUUCUGGAGAGCCCUGUGCUGCGGUCGCCGAAUUCAAGCCAUGUACCCGAGCGACCUAUGCGUGAACGUGCAGGCUUCCAUAGCUUCCAUGUCGCCUUGACAGAGCUCCCGCUGCAGUCGGUCCUUACGCCACACUCAUUCGCCAACUUCCAUGGAAACGGGUUCUCACUCCCGCUGCAGAAGCCCAAAGCGGUGCGCGGGCUGGAGAACACGGUCAAGACCAAGACCAAGGAAAAGGCAAAACAGAAGAGCCGGUGUGUUUUCUUGUUAUCUCCGUCAGAUUGCCUUUCUGUCGGCGCUGACGUGUUGACGGCAUCUGUGUGUUCUGCAGACAUCACUAUAGCUAUGCCCCGAGCUUCGUUUGAACUGUUGUUUGCAUCUGUCACGCCUCAUCUCUCGAUACUCUUAUGUUCGGUUAAUUUCCGCUGCAUUUUCCAGGCGAUACUAGAUACAGGAUUUUCCAUUCCACCCUCUGCUGUGUUCUCUCGUCAGCGCCUUCUCGUCUAG
Molecule: messenger RNA, 1866 nt
Organism: Sparassis crispa
Lineage: Eukaryota; Fungi; Basidiomycota; Agaricomycetes; Polyporales; Sparassidaceae
Exons: 5
Coding region: 1-1866 (621 amino acids)
Source: RefSeq, a predicted model, not a curated record